Molecule: messenger RNA, 683 nt
Organism: Etheostoma cragini (Arkansas darter)
Lineage: Eukaryota; Metazoa; Chordata; Actinopteri; Perciformes; Percidae
Gene: ompa
Product: olfactory marker protein a
Exons: 2
Coding region: 47-622 (191 amino acids)
Biological process (GO): sensory perception of smell; signal transduction
Source: RefSeq, a predicted model, not a curated record
GAGAGGGAUAUAUAUAGAGAGAGAUCUGAACCUCUGUCAGAGUUGCAUGUAUCCCAGCAUCCAUCCAGACAGGCCGGCCUCGCCCUCUCCUCAACCCAGGAUUACAACCUCGAAGUCGGGCAUGGACGACAACAAAGCCCCCUGCGACACGACAGUGCUGGAGUUUAAAGAAGACACUGCACUGACAGAGGUGAUGCGUCUGCGCGUGUCGUCUCUGCAGCGCUCCGGGCAGAAGCGCCAGGACGGCGAGCGCCUGCUCCUCCCCCACGAGGCGGUGUACCGGCUGGACUUCCCCACCCAGGACCUCAACUUCUCCCGCUGGUACUUCUCCCUCAGGGCCCACGGUCGCGUCACCAUCACCGGCAUCUCGCAGCACUGGACCCCCGACCUCACCAACCUGAUGACGCGGCAGCUACUCGAGCCCAUCGGCACGUUUUGGCGAAACGCCAACGACCCCGAGGACUCGCCGCUCAAGUGGCUGGAGGCGGACAUGCAGGAGUUCGGCGAGAGGAUCGCCGAGCUGGCCAAGGUCAGGAAGGUCAUGUACUUCCUGUUUGCGUUCAAGGAUGCCGCGGAGGCCGCGAAUCUCAGCUGCUCGGUGGAGUUCACACCAGAUAAAUGACUCUUACAUUUGUCGGUAGAGUCCCGUUAGUACCCACAAAGCAUUGCAAUAUGCAAUAUGA